Molecule: messenger RNA, 2038 nt
Organism: Neoarius graeffei (lesser salmon catfish)
Lineage: Eukaryota; Metazoa; Chordata; Actinopteri; Siluriformes; Ariidae
Product: zinc finger BED domain-containing protein 4-like
Exons: 2
Coding region: 766-1893 (375 amino acids)
Source: RefSeq, a predicted model, not a curated record
GGAUUCAUUCAGGGCAUAUUAACCAUUUGCACCUGGAAACUCUUGAUUGGUCUAGCUUUUCCAACCCCGCCCAAACGCCUUCAAAAUACAACCGCUGCUUGGUAUGGCUCCUUAUUUUUCUUUGCGGCUGCAAGUUUGAAGAGAAGUAUGCACGAAUGCAAGAAUGGCGAGUGACAGCACACCGGAGUUAGAAGACCUGCCUGCAUCGUUUAAAUCAACGGUGUGGGGUAAUUUCGGGUUUCCCGUGACUUACAAUAAAGGUGAGCGAGAAGUAGACAAAACGAAGACUGUCUGUCGGCGUUGUUCGACAGUGGUUAGUUAUGCAAAUGGGAACACUUCGAACAUGCUAAAGCACAUCCGACGACAUCACCCAGGCAUCCCCAUAACUGGAACAAGACCGAAAAAAAAGAGUGUCCAGUCACUUCUCCCCACCGUGUUUCACCAACCACUAGACACAAACUCUACUAGAAUGAAAAAAAUUACCGACGCAGUUGGGAUUUAUAUUGCAUCCGCAAUGCGCCCAUACUCCACUGUGGAAGAGGAAGGCUUCAAAUAUUUGUUACAUGUGCUAGAACCACGUUUCAUGGUGCCAUCCCGCAGCCAUAUUAAACGGUAGUACCAGACAUUUACAAAAGAACAAGGCACGUAGUGGAAUUGGAGUUGUCAGCGGCUCCUUCUAUUGCUCUCACAACUGAUUUGUGGACGUCUCGAGCUACCGAAAGCUUUCUCACAAUAACGGCGCAUUUUAUCAGCUCUUUGUGGGAGAUGAGAACGGUAGUCCUACAAACGCGCCCCUUGUACGAGCAGCACACAAGUAGCCACCUAGCUGAUAAGCUAAAUGAAGUUGUGUCAGAGUGGAAACUCGAAAGGCCUGGGAUGAAUAAAGCAGUCACCACCGACAAUGCAAGAAACAUUGUCAAUGCAAUUGGUGAGGCAGGGCUCGGUCCGCACAUAGCGUGCUUUGCCCAUACCCUUAACUUGGCCGCUAAGAAAGCACUCGAUGUCAAGCAGGUAUCGAAUGUACUUGCAAAAAUGAGAUCAACAGUGUCAUACUUUCACCGCAGCACAACGGCUGCCUACAUUCUGGAAACGAAACAGGACAUGCUUGAUUUGCCGCACCACAGUCUCAUCAUUGAUGUUGCCACGCGCUGGAACUCCAGCUACGAAAUGGUCGAGAGAUACCUAGAGCAACAAGCUGCUAUCUACUCAGCCUUGACAGAGAAGAAAAUCAAGACCAAGGGCAUCGCUAAUCUGUCAGAUCAGGAGCUGUCCUAUGCAGAGAACAUAGUCGAUGUUAUGAAGCCUCUGAAGAUGAUCACAGCAGUUAUUAGGACAGAAACAGCACCAUCUAUUUCCAUGAUCCUGCCUCUGCAAACUACAAUCCUGAAUGCCACACAAGAAAAUACAUCUGAUGCUCCAAUUACCAGGGAGAUGAAAAAUGCAAUUGGAGAAAACUUCAAAGGCAGAUACGAGGACCCAGACCUCAGGGAUUUCCUAAAUAAAUGUACAUUAUUGGACCCCAGGUUCAAAACACUGAAUCACCUAGAUCCAGCGUGCCACAGGAAAGUCCAUGACGAUAUUAUCAGAGAAGUGCUGGGAAGAGCACAACAGAAUGAUCUGUCUCUGUCCACACAGGAGGACAGACCAUCAACUUCACAGGCCACUCCUUUGCCAGUGAAGACAGAGGAGUCAGAGGUAUCCUCCUCCCCACCUCCUUCCAAGGGGUCAGCAAUGGCAGAAAUUUUUGGCUCCCUCUUCAGGGCUGAUCAGAGGAGCCAGCCUACUUUGAAUCAGAAGUUAAAGGAAGAAGUCAUAGUCCGGGAGCCAUGGGGUCGGACCCGGAAUUUUUGGUUAAAGUUUUUUUUUUUGCUUUAUCUUAUAGAUUUGAGGUAGCUCUUCAAGAUUUAAGAGGGUGCCCGGUGAUAUCCCUUGGCCAAUUUAAUAUAUUAACCCUUUAAUGCCCUAUAUGCCCAAAUAAUGGAAGAAAAUACAAAAAAAAUAAUAUCAGUGUAAAUACUGAUAUUAAAUGCACCAAGUU